AUCUGUCGACUCGAUUUGUUAAGGACGAACACGCCCCCCGUGUUUCCGCCCCCCAUAUCAAACCCCGCCCAACUGUUUCGGAUCCUGCUCAGAAUAGCGUGACAAGUCGUGGAGAAUAGAACUUAAAUGUUACGUCUGCCGAGUCCUUAAAAUGUUGUUUUCUUUUUGGUGAAGAUCUACGAUUCGAUUGAUCGUGGCGCUUCUCGUUUGGUAAUCUCAAAGGCUUGUGAUUAAAGACAAAGUGAUCAGUAGUUGAUAGCCUACCAUUCAUCAAGUGCUUAUCGAUUUUGGGGAGCAUGAUUGUGAACUGUGGUGUUUGGAAAUCGGCAUGUGAUAAGGAUAACUAUUCGCUCCUGACGGUGUAAUCAAGUGUUAGUGAAAAUGGCGCUCUUAACAUCGAACAUGCUGCCCCAAGCGCUCCAUUUUUCAAAGCCUUCAAUCGAGCCAGCCGAAUCCUCAAUUUCGAUGGAUUCGAAUGCCACAUCGACAAACUAUGACCGAGAUCCGAGUUCCCCCUUGAUCGAUAACAGCAGUUGCUGUAGCAACGACACAAUCUUGUCCGUCGGCAAUGAGAAUCCUCCAGUAUCGGAAAACUUGAGUUUUAAGAACAUCGAAAAUCAUCUAAAUGCUAUCUCACAAAUAACAAACAGCACGCUAGAAAGCAGGGCACGUUGUCGGAGUCCCUCUAGUCCCAUGAGUCAAAGACUGAGCCCGAGUAGUAGUCGACAGAGUCCUGUAAGUUUAGGCUUUAGUCCGAGCGGCCAAAGAUUGAGUCCUAGUAACCACAGCUUUAGUCCUGCGAGUCACAGAUUAAGUCCUGCCAGUAUUAAAUCGGUUUCCGAUGACGUCUCCUAUCGGAACGGCGAUUUUUUCAUUGAAAAGUCCAAUCCGACGUCGCCAAUGGAACCCUGUUUCAGCAACCCUCUGUUUAAGGGUAGCAUGUUCUCCCCAGCUAGUCCAAACAAUCGCAGGCUGAGUUUUUCAAAUCCCACAUCCCCGUCCGACACGUUGAGUCGAAGUCCUAAGCCGCCCUCAGAAGCUCAUCAUCAGUCUCAUACGCUCUUCAAACCAGAUCCUAAUAAAAACACUACACCGAAUAACAACGAUGCGAACGGGACUAGUCUCAAAUUUUCAAUCGAUAAUAUCCUCAAAGCUGACUUUGGACGAAGGAUUACUGAUCCGAUCAACAUAAAAAGAGCUAAUAAGCCAAAAAGACCAGCUGUGACCGUCUCUUCGACCAGUUUCGAAGAGUCUUCUAAAAGCUCCGAUCCAGUAGAUCUCAGUAAAGCGGCGGAAAAUUCGGUCAAAUCACCUUCGAACGAAUCUGGAGAGUCUGGAGGAAAACAGCCAAUGUUGUGGCCGGCAUGGGUUUAUUGCACACGAUACAGCGAUCGACCUAGUUCAGGACGAAGUCCUCGAACACGGAGGUUGAAGAAAACCGGAACCAAGUCUCCUGGAGCAAACGAAGAAAAACGUCCUCGGACGGCAUUUUCAGGUACGCAAUUGGCCCGUUUAAAACACGAAUUUGCCGAAAAUCGUUACUUAACCGAAAGACGUCGUCAACAGUUGAGCCAAGAGCUCGGGCUCAACGAGGCCCAAAUAAAGAUAUGGUUCCAAAACAAACGGGCCAAAAUCAAAAAGGCCUCUGGUCAAAAGAACCCACUCGCGUUGCAACUUAUGGCCCAGGGUCUUUACAAUCACUCCACGAUACCUCUUACCAAAGAAGAGGAAGAAUUACAACAACUACAAACCGCGAAAAGUUCGUAGGGUAAUGAAAAACAAAACACUUAUUAAAAAAACAAAAGUUUUUUGGUAAUUUAUCAAUGUUUUUGUUACGUACUCUUCUUGGCCGAAGAGCACCUAAUAUUGGAGGAGAAUAAUACGGUAUGAAACGGGCCUGAUUUAUUUCUAAAGAGAACCCUAAAAUGAUGACCCUUGUGUCAUAAUUUUUGGUCAAUAAAAGUAGUAAAAGAAAAAGUAUGGUAGGUAUCUAGAUACUUGAAAUUAUUUUUAAUAUUUCUGACAAUUA
Agrilus planipennis (emerald ash borer) is the source of this 2029-nucleotide messenger RNA. It is a transcript of the gene En, whose product is annotated as homeobox protein invected. The record is from RefSeq and is a predicted model, not a curated record. Gene Ontology annotation, cellular component: nucleus. Gene Ontology annotation, molecular function: RNA polymerase II cis-regulatory region sequence-specific DNA binding; DNA-binding transcription factor activity, RNA polymerase II-specific. Bases 382 to 1767 code for a protein of 461 amino acids. NCBI's taxonomy places the organism in Eukaryota, Metazoa, Arthropoda, Insecta, Coleoptera, Buprestidae. The transcript has 3 exons. Gene Ontology annotation, biological process: neuron differentiation; multicellular organism development; regulation of transcription by RNA polymerase II.